UCUUCCACGUUGGAGUACAAAAUGGCGGUGAAGAUUCAGCUGAUAUUAUCUUUAGUGCUUGUGGCUAUCAUCUACCAAAGCCAUGCUUUUUAUGUUCCUGGAGUAGCACCAGUAGAGUUUUUGGAAGGUGAUGAAGUUGAGGUGAAAGCUGUUAAGAUGACGAGUACAAAAACUCAGUUGCCAUAUGAAUACUACUCGCUGAAAUUCUGCAUGUCAGGGAAUGAACCUGUGUAUAAAACAGAAAACCUUGGUGAAGUACUUCGAGGAGAUCGAAUUGUCAGCACAAAUUACAAGGUUGAAAUGAAUCGGGAUAAAUCAUGCACAGUGCUUUGUGAACAGGACUUGGAUGGUAAAGAGUCUAAAAAAAUGAUGGAUCGAAUAAAAGAAAACUAUUACAUUCACUUACUGUCAGACAACUUACCUGCUGCCACCAAGUUUGUCAUGUUAGACACCCAUGAAAACCAGUAUGAACAUGGUUAUAGGCUGGGAUUUGUGCAAGAUAAUAAGGCGUAUAUUAACAACCAUCUGAAGCUUGUAUUCAAGUAUCACAGUGCAGAAACUGAGAAUAUGUUCCGAAUCGUUGGUUUUGAAGUUGAAACAAAAAGUAUUAAAGAUACAGCGUACAAAGAGAAAUCAGAAACAGAAUGCACAAUAGCAGCUGAUGGGGAGAGACAAGAAAUCCUACCUGACAAAAACCACAUAGUUUUUACGUAUGAAGUACAAUGGUUGCCUAGUAACAUUCGCUGGGCCAGUAGAUGGGACACUUACCUUGCUAUGAGUGAUGUACAGAUACAUUGGUUUUCUAUCAUCAACUCUGUGGUGGUUGUAUUCUUUCUCGCAGGUAUCCUCACUAUGAUCAUUGUGAGGACAUUGAGAAGAGAUAUUGCAAGAUACAACAAAGAAGAAGAUGCAGAAGACACCAUGGAAGAGACUGGUUGGAAGUUGGUACAUGGCGAUGUAUUCAGACCACCUCAAAAAAAGAUGUUACUAUCAUCAGUCCUCGGCGCCGGAGUACAAAUAUUUUGUAUGGCUCUCAUCACUAUUGUUGUGGCCAUGUUUGGUAUGUUAUCACCUAGCAGUAGAGGUGCCUUGCUGACAGCUGGACUCUUCCUCUUUGUCUUUAUGGGGGCAUUUGCUGGUUUUUAUGCAGGUAGGAUGUAUAAAACAAUGAAAGGUACAAACUGGAAAAGAUCAGCCUUCAUGACUGCAACUCUGUAUCCUGGCAUUGUGUUUGGCGUAGGUUUCUUCUUAAACUUCUUUAUCUGGGGAAAACGUUCGUCUGGCGCUGUACCAUUCACCACAAUGAUUGCCCUCCUCUGUAUGUGGUUUGGAAUCUCUGUACCACUUGUCUACUUCGGUUAUUUCUUUGGAUUCCGAAAACAGCCAUAUGACCAUCCUGUCAGGACUAACCAAAUUCCAAGACAAGUACCAGAACAGAUUUGGUACAUGAACCCAAUUCUCAGUACAUUAAUGGCUGGUAUCUUGCCAUUUGGUGCUGUGUUCAUAGAGUUGUUCUUUAUUCUUACUGCUAUCUGGGAGAACCAGUUCUAUUAUUUGUUUGGUUUCCUCUUCUUAGUAUUUGUUAUUUUAGUAAUUUCCUGUUCACAAAUUGCCAUAGUGAUGGUUUACUUUCAAUUGUGUGGAGAGGACUACCAUUGGUGGUGGCGCUCUUUCAUAGUGUCAGGAGGAUCAGCUUUCUACGUGUUUCUUUAUGCUGUUUUCUAUUUUGUAACAAAGUUGGAGAUUACCGACUUCAUUCCAAGUUUGUUGUAUUUUGGAUAUACAUUCCUAAUGGUUUUGACCUUCUGGAUUCUAACCGGCACCAUCGGAUUCUUCGCUGCCUAUACGUUCAUUAGAAAGAUUUACGCCGCUGUCAAGAUUGAUUAGCAAAGAACACAGACUUUGAUUGUAGUUUUAACCAUUCGUCCAGAUGUAUUGAUCUUGUAAAUGGGUAUUUUGCAUGCUGGCUGGCUGAUUGAUUCGGAGGUAUACGACUUGAAAAAGACAAUAUGUCUCGGAUGUGUUUUUUGGCACUCUAAAACAACACACUGAAACAGUAACACAUGUAUUGUAUUUGUAUAUAUAUAUGGCAGUGUGUGCUCUUUGUCAAAAACUACUGCCCUCGGAUGAGCUAUAUAAUAUGUAUAUAAAACAGGACCACUUAACAUGACAUUUUUAAGUUUAAAAUUUGAAAAUGUGAGCGGUAUUGACUUAAUUUUUAGUUUUGUCUUCACAAAGCUACAAAGAAGAGAAACAAUUAUCGUAUACUGUGUAUUACUACAGGAAUUGAAAUGUACAGGUCUUGUCAAUUGGUGUGCAAAGACAGUCCAGUCGGUAUAUUUGAUGCUGCCCACCCCUACACAUAAUGGAACAACCCACCUCCCAUACAGUAUAUUGGUUGACAGGGCAUACCCAUUUACAAGUUUAUACCAGAUAGGCUUUUUAGAUUUUUAUUUUCUGGAAGUCAAGCCUUCCUAAUUUAACAGCUGGACUAUUUUUUUUUCUUUUUCUGAAGAACCUUUGGAUUUUUGUUGAAUUUGAAAAGAGUUAUUUAUCAGCGUAUUUGAAGGGCGCCAUCAUGUGAUCAAUUUUAGUUUAUCUCCAUGGGUGGUGGUCUACCUAAAAUAAUUUGUUUUUCAACAAAAAACAAAAAAUCAAAAACAAGGUUUGCUGCUUAGUGUGAGGGGCUGUUGAUCAUUAAAACUUUUUGCACGGGAAACAGAAGUCGUUCAAUUUAUGGGGCCAAAGUUAAAUCCAAGAAGCGUGCAGGAAACACAGACUAAAAAUGGACAUAAACAGUAAACUUACAUUUCACAUGCAUCAGUUUUAGUGAUUUACAGCAGCCCCAAAGCAACCUUUGACUGACUGAGCCAGCAUUAAAUCGUGGCCGUAUGUUGGCUUUGUGUGCAGCUAUUUUAAAUUCAUGUUUCAAAUUGCUGUCAUUUCUUUUGGGGUUUGCAUUGCUGCAUGGGUAAACAUUUAAGUGCCUUUAGUUCUGGUUAAAUGCGAUAUAAAAGAUAGAAUCUAGCUUGUGAUAAUAGUUGCCCAGUUGUAUUGGUUUUUAAAACCUACGUUUAAAAAUUGGCAGACAAAAUCUGAAGUCAGCGUAGUCGCUUGUUUGGUAUGUGGACAAGCUGAAUUCGAAUUAAUUGCAAACACCUUACCAACAAUUAAAGUAAAGUUAUCUGCAGUAUUUAAAGUGCAACUUUCCUGAUGUUGUACUGUCUAUUUCAAACUAUCGAAAAAUUCUUCCACACCAAAACAAUGUUACAUCACUUGCACGUAAAACAUUGUGCAUUGCAAAAUGGUCCACUGUCAUUGGUCUGUUUUGUUACAGUUUACAAUGCAAUUCAAUUUUCAAUUUUCUUUCGAAGUACUAUUUUAGUUUGAUGUACAUUUGCUAAUCUAAUCUGUACACCAAGAAAUUAACUUCAUCAGUGAUGUCUGCCCUCAGUGGCAUAUUGUUGGGAACUUUUGUUUUGUAGUCUGUUGGUUGAUUCACUCAAUCUGGAUAAUUUGAAACAUUCAAGCAUUGAUUUUACUUGUUGUAAUAUCAUAGAUUGAAUACUAGUAUAUCUUAUGUUGAUAAAUAUGUAAAAAUUAAGGUAAUCAGAAAAAUUAAGGUAAUCACAACUGAAAAAUUCAACCAUUCUAAUUCUAAUCAAACAUAAAUUAUUUAAAUUAGGCCAUCAUUCAUUAAACCGACUAAAGUGAUCUUAGCAAAACAAAUAGAGGUUCUUGUCUGAAUAAUUCUUUAAUUUGUAGUUACAACCAAUAUUACUUGUUUCUUUGGUAAUUUUUUUUUUUUUUAAAUUAGGGUCUUUUGUAAUUUAACUUUUCAUUCUUAGAACAAGUGAAACUAAUCAUUGUAUUUGCACUCCCAAUUGUAUUUUGCUCCUCUCUCCCAUGUGUAAUAGCCUCCUUCCCUCUGUUGAGAAGUGGUUUGUCCAAUACAUUUAACUUUCAAAUGUAGAUUUGGACAAUCCUAUUAUUUUGAAGGGGUGUCGGCUUGUGUAAAUAGGGUACUUAGAGAGGUCUGACAUUUAUUAUGGGGGUGUUUCAUUAAUGUUCAUUUAUGUUGGGAAUCAAAGAAAAUUGCGAAAAAAUUACGGAUACCAAAUUGUAACUUAAUUUUAUGCAAAUGUGGUGGGGAACUCUUUGCUGAAGACUGUGGUGAACGAAAACUGGUCUCAUUUUUAUUUACUACUUAUAUUUCAGAAUUUCAUAAAUUAUUUGCAUGUACAAAAUUUGAAUUAUUUACUAAAAAUCGCAAUAAAAUAAUUUAAUUUUUGUAGAUUGACUAGAAACCAUGUAGCCUAUGGUUUGAUUUUGACAAUUUUUUUCCCCGCUGCUUUCAAUCCAGCUUGUAGAAAUUAUCAUCUCAAAGUGCCGUUUUCUUAAGUGGAAUUUGUGCCAAAAUCGUACACUACAAAGAUAAAAUUAAUGCUGAAUUCAAAUUGCACAAUUUAAAACAUUUUUUUCUGAUAUGUGGCACUCUACGACAAAGUGCCUGUAUCCAGUAAUGGAGUAUUUACGAAUACUUUUAUUGUGCGUUCAUUUGUUUCUAGAAGCAGUGACGUUAUUUAUUACUAGCCAUUUUAAAACAUUUCUCGUUCCAACCAGUUUUCCUUCACUGUUGUUUUCAACUUGUAGAUGAGUUAGGUCUUGUAAUUACAAUUGCUUUUAUUUCAACUGUGUACAACUACCUACUCCACUAAUGCCUAGGUACAAUGCUAGUAAUAUCAUGAGAUUUUGUGAUCGUAGAGAAUUCCCCACCAGACUGGGAUUAUGGAGAAUUUCUCAUGCACAGCAUUUAAAUUGGAAAUAUUUUAUUUCACAAGAUUUUUAUAACAUCCCAUAGUGCGUGGCAAUUGCAUAAAUCUGAAUAUGCAUAGAUAUAUUCCUGGCAUUAGUGGAGUAUUGUAAGCAAGUGGAACUCCUCAUUGAUUCUAUGCAGCUGUAUAUCGAAAACACUGCAUAGAGUGAAUAUGAGUCAACAAUCCUUUAUUUGUAGCGAUCGCUUGCCAGGGCGACGUUGAUUGCAAAAUCUGCUUUUAUGAAAUUGUUUAUAUUACGAUAUUCGUCUAUCUAUUCACGUUCGUCAUAUUUAUGACAAAAUGGUCUGAUCUAUAGCUUUAAACCAUAGUUGGCUAUUGAUAUGUUAUGUUGAUCGAAACAAUUUCCUGUUUUAUAUUAUCGCCCCUUUGAAGAUGCAUUUAUCACAUCUUGCAACAAUCUCGUUUUCUGAGAACAGUGAAAUUUUCGAUAUUCAGUGGUUGUAUUCUAUUACAAGACUCAACUUGUGUUGGUAUGUAUUUUAAAAAUGGAGAUGUAAUUUUUUUUUUGUGGUGGACACAAUUCAAUAAUAAAAAAAAAAUAGCUU
This is a messenger RNA of Saccoglossus kowalevskii, 5383 nucleotides long. RefSeq names its product transmembrane 9 superfamily member 4-like. NCBI's taxonomy places the organism in Eukaryota, Metazoa, Hemichordata, Enteropneusta, Harrimaniidae. Gene Ontology annotation, biological process: protein localization to membrane. Gene Ontology annotation, cellular component: membrane. The record is from RefSeq and is a predicted model, not a curated record.